Messenger RNA from Candida tropicalis MYA-3404, 2256 nucleotides. RefSeq lists its product as uncharacterized. The transcript has a single exon. Bases 1 to 2256 code for a protein of 751 amino acids. NCBI's taxonomy places the organism in Eukaryota, Fungi, Ascomycota, Pichiomycetes, Serinales, Debaryomycetaceae. The record is from RefSeq and is a predicted model, not a curated record.
AUGUCUAAUUCUGAGAUUUUUGAUUCUACAAUUUAUGAGUCAAACGAUUCCAUGGGCUUGACAUCUCCUGAAGAAGUCAUACCUACCGACCAAGUAAUUACUUUUAAACGGGCACAGGAUUUAUCAAUGAAUUGUAGUCAAGACCAACAUCACAACCACACACCCCUCCACGAUUCCCUAACAUCAACAUCAAGAGACCAAUCAAGUCCAUUUAUAUCACAUCCGGGGUCUCCAGUUGAUGGAAUAAUUCCACGUUUUUCUUCCUCACCUUCAGAAACAGUCAGAGGUUCGUAUACCACUGAACAACCCUUAGACGACGUGUUGAAUCUUCAAACAGGAAUAUCCCAACUAUGUUUACAAAAAGAUGGUCAUACAGAAAAUCCCACAUCCAUCGAUGGAAGUGAGGAAGAAGUCCUGACAAUUAAUAGUUUAUCACCUAGAAAAUCGAAAGCCACCAGAAACCCGUCGGUGUGGAGACACAUGAGACCUUCAUCCAUUUAUAGCUCUCAGCCAAAGUCUUUAUUUCAUGACGAUCCAAAUUUGGAACAUGGUGAGUCAGUUAAUAUCAAAAGUACUAACACAACCUCCCGAGAAGAAUAUCUCAAUAAAGAAAUUAUUGAACUCAAAAUUAAAUACGUCAAGUUGAGAGAAUUUCUCAUGGAUUUGCUAGAUAGUACUGGAAAUAACCCAUCAAAGAUCAGAGAGUAUUUAAAUUGCAAUGAAGGUAAACUUAAAUCAGAGUUAGAGAUGAAACUUGAAGAAUUACAACUCCAGUAUGAUGAAGCAAUGAAAUUGAAUAGCGAUUUGCAUUCAAAUUUGAGUACAUUUGAGUCAAAAUUAAAGGAAAAGGAGAUUCUGAUUGAACAACUACAUUCCUAUAUCGACUCUGUGAAUGUAACUAUUGACGAUUUCAUUAAAACAUUGAUGGAUGAAGGAGCCAUCGGUACACCAUUAGAUCAUUCUUAUAUAUUUCCCACCUUGGAAGAGAAACUAGAGGCAUUGAAAUCACAGAUAUUAACUCGCAUAGAUGGUGAAAAUAACAACAACAUACAGAUAGUCCCACCAACUCCUUCUUCGUUACUCAGCAGUAAUCAGCAUUCCAAUCAUAGCCAUCCACAACAAAUACAAGAAUCCAUGGAUACAAUACAUCAAUUGCUCAUGAGAAUCAACAACUUAGAACUGUAUCAUCAAAAUGAGAGGGAACACCUCAAAUCCGAGUUAUCAAUUCAUCGUGCAGAGGCCAGUAGAAUCAAGAAAACUUUUGAAAUAAUGACUUCAAAGUUUAAUGAACUAAAGAAUGUCAUUGACAAAAAGGAAUCGCAUCUCAGCCAACAAAGUGGCCAAAUUGGAGAAUAUAAGCAAGUGAUUUCAGGCUUGCAAAAUGAAAUACAGCUUUUGAAGCAAUCUCCUUCUAGUAGACCUCCAUUAGAUGCAUCACCGUCAGAAACUUCAAAUCGAAUUUCCGAUCUAAGCUCGAAAUUACAGCACAAGAGUAUAGCAUUAAGGCAACAGCUUGAUGUGUCCGAGAAUUUAAAGAUUCAGUUAGAGAAUUCUUUACAAAAGGAACGCAGCUUACGAACAGACCGUAUUAGAUUGUCGUCAACAACAGAGCAGUUAAAGAAGGAAAACGACGAAUUGAAAUCCAAGAUGGACGAAGCUACCAAUAAUUUAGACUCCAUCAAGAAGAAGAUAUCCACCUUGGAGUUUCAGUACAAAGAGCUAUUGUUAUUUGAUACAAAUGAAUUCAAAAAGUUGAUUCAGUCAUAUGAUAAAAUCGCCGAUGAUAGAUCAUUGAUGGAUUCCAAGACGAAAUACGAGAAAUUGUGUGGCAUAAUCAAUGAUAUGAAAUCAGUGGACUAUAAUAAUCAACAAUCACAUUUGGAGUACAAAAACAUCCAUAAUUCAAUAUUUGAAUUUUUUGUAAGGGCAACAGAUAUUCUUAUCAACGACCAUGUUAGCUUACUAUUGAAGGAGAACGACAAUCAAGAAAUCAAGAAAUUGAAAGCACAAGUUGAAAAAUUGAGAGAAGAAAACGAAUCAUUACAAGAUGAACUCUCAAAGCAUGAGUUUGGUCUAGAAGAGGAUAGUCUAUCACCAAUAUCAAAACUAAGAACAAGUGUAUUGACCAAAAAAUGGAAAGCUGAAAGAGAAAGAAGAAUAUUAGAAGACCUGGAAGCAAAGAAACGGUUCCAUGAAAUGGAAAUGGAAAUCCAGAAAUUAAAGGAAUUAAAUAGUAACCGUACUAUAGAAGAUUAA